AUGCGUCCUCUACUUCUCGUUGUCAUCUUCACUGGCCUCGGACUCGGAGCGCCGCCAGCCAUUGACUUCUUCGUGGUGAAUGGAUCAGAUGCGCUCACUGCGGAAUUCCCUUACAUGGUAUCCUUGAGAACACGCUCGGGAACGCACACUUGCGGCGCCACGAUCAUUGCCUCGAGAUGGGUUCUGACCGCCGCGCACUGCUUCCUGACCCGCAAUCCCGACGACUACAACGUGCAGUACGGCACGAACGUGAUCUCCAAGGAUGGCGACUCGGUGAUGAAGAUCCGCCGGAUCAUCUGCCACGAGGGAUACGACGACAACAACCAGUUCAUCCACGACAUCGCGCUCAUCGAGCUGGAGCAGUCGCUGGAGUUUGACGUGUUCGUGAACGCCGUGCGCCUGCCGCAGGCCUUCGAGUUCACGCAGGGCGGCCUCGAGGGUCAGCUGGUGGGAUGGGGCAUGAAUGCGACCGUCGGCGGGGUCAUUCAGACGCACCUGCAGAAGGUAGACCUGGAGACGAUGACCGAUGAUGAGUGCAGAAAGCUCCACUUUGACAAGAUCCACACCACAAACAUCUGUGCUGGCGUGAAAGAGGGCGGCAAAGGGCAGUGUACUGGUGACUCUGGCGGCCCGCUGCUCGUGAACGGCGUUCAGGUGGGAAUUGUGUCCUGGAGCGUGAAACCCUGCACAAUCGCGCCCUAUCCGGGAGUUUUCACGGAGGUUUCGCACUACAUCGACUGGAUACGCCUGCACAUCGGCCUGGCGUUGGAAGGUGGCAUAUAA
Molecule: messenger RNA, 783 nt
Organism: Phlebotomus argentipes
Lineage: Eukaryota; Metazoa; Arthropoda; Insecta; Diptera; Psychodidae
Product: chymotrypsin-2-like
Exons: 4
Coding region: 1-783 (260 amino acids)
Biological process (GO): proteolysis
Molecular function (GO): serine-type endopeptidase activity
Source: RefSeq, a predicted model, not a curated record